AUGGCACAAGGCGGCUACAUACCAACUGAACGUUUUCUAGACGUCAACUAUGAGCCACAACAACGUCUCUCACCCAUACAAGGUUAUGAAUUAAAACCACUUGUCUCUCUCGAAGAAGCCGUCCGUCCUUUGGAAUCUCUAAUAUCUAAUAUACAAGGCUUUGUUUGGACCGCAACGGGCAACAGUCCACAAGAAAAAGACGGGCUUCUGCCAAAUGAACGUGCUGCAAUUUAUCUCUAUACAAUGGAAUGCUUGUAUCGUCAACUGAACGCUGCGCUCAGGAGUGAAGAUCGACAAACACUUAUUCCUUACUUUUCAUAUUUGAAGUUAUUUUUAACUGCUCUAUGGAAGUUACCAGAUGUCCAAGAUACAGUGUGGCGUGUCGACCAACGAGGAAAUGAAAAAUUUCCAAAGAUCCAGCCCAAUAUUAGCCACGUUCAAGAACUAUGUUGGUCGUCAUAUUUAAAUGAAUUUCUUUUCCUAUCGUGGCAUCCUGAUUACGGACUUUACUCAACAGAUAUAAAUGGUGGUAGUCAUACUCAACAACGAUUGAAACUAAUUAAAGAUUUUAGUAGAAAACAAAGUAGUUGUUGUGCAUGUUAUCAGAAAACAUUCCUUCUAUCUACCAAAGGAUAUCCAUCAUUUAUUGAAGAAUAUGCGAUGUCUAAUUGGCAAUUAAAUCGAACCAUUUCUUGUGCAGAAAAUCAAUUUAUUAGUAAUAUGCAAUACACAAGCGAUGGUGCAUAUCUCGGUGUCAUUAUGUUUACAAAAAACAGGUUAGAAUACGAGAUCUAG
This is a messenger RNA of Didymodactylos carnosus, 795 nucleotides long. Lineage: Eukaryota; Metazoa; Rotifera; Eurotatoria; Philodinida; Philodinidae. The record is from the annotation of a GenBank genome assembly.